UUAUUCAUUCCUGUGUUGAUUGAUGAUUUGGUAGACAAAAUAAUUUUUUUUUUCGAACCUAUCGUCAUCAUUGUUGCCAAAAACGUCAUCAUCUUUGGCUGUGUAUUUCUUCCAAUUUUUUUUACCAUAAAUUAAUUUAAUUAAUAUAUAUCGAAUCGAUUGGAUCACGUUUAUUUUUUUUGUGAAUAUAUUAAAUGAUGACAAAAUCAUUUGUAAUUUUAGCCCUUGUGGUGGCCAUAAUACAAACAACUGUCAAUGGUGGUUCAGUCGAUGAUAUCGAACGUGAAGAAAAUGUACUCGUUUUGAAUAAUGAUAAUUUCAAUGAUGCUAUAGCUAUACCGGCCAUUCUUGUAGAAUUUUAUGCUCCAUGGUGUGUUCAUUGUAAAUCAUUGGCACCGGAAUAUGCUAAAGCGGCAACUGAAUUGGCAGCAGAAAAAUCUGAAAUUCUUCUUGCCAAAGUAGAUGCAACAAAAGAAACCGAUCUCGCUGAAAAUUAUGAUGUACGUGGUUAUCCUACAUUGAAAUUUUUCCGCAAUGGUAAACCAAUCGAUUAUAAUGGUGAUCGUACGGCUGAAGGUAUUAUUAAAUGGUUGAAGAAAAAGACUGGACCACCAGCUCAAGAUCUCACAACAGCUGAAGAUGCAGCGAAAUUCCGUGAUAGUCAAGAAGUUGUUGUCGUUGGUUAUUUUCCCGAUAAGGAUAGUGCAAAUGCAAAAUUGUAUCUAGAAGUAGCCGCAGAAAAUGAUGCCAUUCCAUUUGCAUUGAUUACGGAUAAAUCUGUUGCCGAAUCAUUGGCCAUUACUGAGGAUGGUGAACGUGUUGUAUUAUUCAAAAAAUUCGAUGAAAAUCGCAAUGAUUUUGAUGGUGAAUAUAGUGUUGAUAAUCUUAAAUUAUUUAUCGCUGCCAAUUCAUUGCCGUUGGCCGUUGAAUUUAAUCACGAUACUGCAAAGAAAAUUUUUGGCGGUGAAAUCAAAUCACAUUUACUUUUAUUCAUCAGUCAAAAAGAUGAUGAUUAUGAGAAAAAAAUUGAAACCUAUCGUUCAGCUGCCAAAUCAUAUAAAGGAAAAGUUCUUUUCGUCAUAUUGAACGCCGAUGAUGAUGAACAUGAAAAGAUUAUGGAAUUUUUCGGCAUUCAAAAAGAACAGGUUCCAUCAAUGCGUUUGAUUCGUUUGGAAGAUGAAAUGACUAAAUUCAAACCAGAAACAAAUGAUUUCAAUGAACAAUCAAUUAAAGAUUUUGUUGCCGGUGUUUUGGAUGGUAAAAUCAAGCAACAUUUACUUUCACAAGAAUUACCAGAAGAUUGGGAUAAAAAUCCAGUAAAAAUUCUUGUAUCUGAUAAUUUUGAUUCGGUUGCAUUUGAUAAAGAAAAAGAUGUAUUAGUGGAAUUUUAUGCACCAUGGUGUGGACAUUGUAAAAAUUUGGCACCUGUUUAUGAACAAUUAGGUGAAAAAUAUAAAGAUAAUCAAAAUGUUUUGAUUACAAAAAUGGAUGCUACAGCUAAUGAGCUUGAACAUACGAAAAUUGCAUCAUAUCCAACAUUUAAACUUUAUAAACGUGAUACAAAUGAGGUAAUUGAAUAUAACGGUGAACGUACUUUGGAAGGCAUUUCAAAAUUCAUCGAAACGGGCGGCGAUUAUGGACGUGCCGCUCCAGAUUCGGAAGUGGUCGAAGAAGAAGAAUUGGAUAAAGAAAAUCUGAAAGAUGAACUAUAAAAGAUGACGACGAUGCUUUUAUAUAUUAUGAAUUAAAUGUGGACUGAAAUGAAAAUUGGUUGUCUUCGUUUUUUUUUCAUCAUUUUGUAUACAGACAUUUUUAUAUACUUUCUAAAUAAAAAGCUGAAUAUAAGGA
This is a messenger RNA of Dermatophagoides farinae (American house dust mite), 1848 nucleotides long. RefSeq names its product protein disulfide isomerase (gene Pdi). The record is from RefSeq and is a predicted model, not a curated record. Gene Ontology annotation, cellular component: endoplasmic reticulum. Gene Ontology annotation, molecular function: protein disulfide isomerase activity. Gene Ontology annotation, biological process: response to endoplasmic reticulum stress; protein folding. NCBI's taxonomy places the organism in Eukaryota, Metazoa, Arthropoda, Arachnida, Sarcoptiformes, Pyroglyphidae.